GAACGAAAAAAGACGAAGCGACACGAAGCCGAGCACGUCAGAUUCAGAUUCACGUUCAGAUUCCACUUCGUCCGUUCAUAUUUUCCAGGUCAGUCGGUCCAGAGGAACAAAUAGACCAAAAUGCCCGCUCCAGCCAGUUCAACGUCCGUGGGCAGCGGAUCGCGCUCCCCCAGCAAAUUGUCGGCGCCACGUAGCGCCGGAUCCGGAGGCGGCAGCACCCUGAAGCAGCGCAAGACCACCACCAGCACCACAGCGGCCCGGAGUCGUGCUCCCGGCGGAGCCGGAACUGGUGGCAUGUGGCGUUUCUACACGGACGACUCUCCCGGUAUCAAGGUUGGUCCCGUGCCCGUGCUGGUCAUGUCGCUGCUCUUCAUCGCUUCCGUCUUCAUGCUGCACAUCUGGGGCAAAUACAAUCGUUCUUAAGCCAUGCAUUUCGUAGCCAAUAAAAUACUUUCACCUCAACGAGCGUGAACAAUGUCGA
Drosophila sechellia is the source of this 481-nucleotide messenger RNA. It is a transcript of the gene Sec61beta, whose product is annotated as Sec61 translocon subunit beta. Gene Ontology annotation, biological process: intracellular protein transport. The coding region runs from base 121 to 423 and encodes 100 amino acids. NCBI's taxonomy places the organism in Eukaryota, Metazoa, Arthropoda, Insecta, Diptera, Drosophilidae. The record is from RefSeq and is a predicted model, not a curated record. Gene Ontology annotation, cellular component: Sec61 translocon complex. The transcript is spliced from 3 exons.